Penicillium manginii is the source of this 2469-nucleotide messenger RNA. It is a transcript of the gene fcpA, whose product is annotated as protein-serine/threonine phosphatase. The record is from RefSeq and is a predicted model, not a curated record. Lineage: Eukaryota; Fungi; Ascomycota; Eurotiomycetes; Eurotiales; Aspergillaceae. Gene Ontology annotation, cellular component: nucleus. Gene Ontology annotation, molecular function: RNA polymerase II CTD heptapeptide repeat phosphatase activity. The coding region runs from base 1 to 2469 and encodes 822 amino acids. The transcript is spliced from 3 exons.
AUGCUUCUCCGUUUGCCGACUAGUCUGCACUAUCCCAUCACCGUCACCUCACUACUGAAACAGGCGGGUGACAAGGUCGAGCGGGAUGAGGCUAUUUUCUGGUAUAGUUAUCAGACCACAGUCGAGGAAGGUGAUGGACUGGGAAACAAGGUGCAGGUGAAGCGCAAGUUUCCGACACGGUUCGAAUCAAACGUCGACGGCGAGAUUUUGGAGUGGAAAAUUUCAAAAGGAGAUGUGAUUGAAGGGCCACUUGAUGUGGUUGAAAUCGAUGAACCAUGUGCGCACGAGGUCCAGUUCGGAGAGCUGUGUGCGGAAUGCGGAAAGGACAUGACCGCAGCCACCUACAAUACCGAAGUAAUGGACUCGAUGCGCGCUCCUAUCAAAAUGACCCACGACAAUACCACACUUACUGUUAGCGAGAAAGAGGCUACUCGGGUGGAGGAAGAUGCGAAACGUCGUCUCUUGGCAUCUCGGCGCCUCUCACUCGUCGUGGAUUUGGAUCAGACCAUCAUCCAUGCCACGGUUGAUCCAACCGUGGGAGAAUGGAAGGAAGACAAAAACAAUCCUAAUCAUGAAGCCCUCAGAGAUGUCAGGCAAUUUCAAUUGAUUGACGAUGGCCCUGGAAUGCGCGGCUGCUGGUACUAUAUCAAGCUACGACCUGGGCUAGAGGACUUUUUGGAGAAAGUUGCCGAGCUGUAUGAACUCCAUAUUUACACCAUGGGUACUCGUGCAUAUGCACAAAAUAUUGCCGAUAUUAUCGACCCUACGCGCAAGCUCUUUGGUGACCGCAUCCUCAGUCGUGAUGAGAGUGGCAGCUUGACCGCCAAAAACCUGCAUCGUCUAUUCCCCGUUGACACUAAGAUGGUCGUCAUUAUUGAUGAUCGUGGUGAUGUCUGGCGGUGGAGUCCCAACCUCAUCAAGGUUUCUCCCUAUGACUUUUUCGUUGGAAUCGGUGAUAUUAAUUCCAGUUUUUUGCCGAAAAAGCAAGAGAUCGGCGCAACAAACAAACUAAUCAAGGCGGCAAAAGAAAAGGAGUCGCAGGACCAUCAUCCCAACGGUACAGCUGCGAAGCCCGAAUCUGAGACGGAAGUCUCUGCAUUGCAACAGCUGGUUACUAUGGGAGGUGGCGACAACCCAAGACUACUGCACGAACAGACCAAUGAGCAAGAAGAGGCAAUCUUGCACCAAGUAGAGGACCGACCACUACUCCAAAAGCAAAAGGAACUGGAAGCUGAAGACGAAGCUUCUCCCGAGAGUAGUGAGACUCCCAGUGUGGAAGAGUCACAAGAGUCCAACAAACAUCGCCAUCAUUUGCUUGAAGACCAUGAUAGAGAGCUUUUCCAGCUCCAAGAUCGACUAGAGCAAGUUCAUCUACAGUUCUUCGAUGAAUAUGACAGGAGGAGAUCCCAUGCUAUUGGAGGCCGCGUGGCAGCUCUUAGAGGGGAGAGAACACUGUCUAAAGAUAGGGAUGUUGAUUUGAAACUUGUUCCUGACAUCAAAGAUAUCAUGCCGAUGUUCAAGCGCGGAGUUCUCGGGGGAGUGGUUCUGGUAUUUUCCGGGGUUCUUCCCCUUGGAACUGAUACCCAAAAUGCCGAUAUUUCGCUGUGGGCUAAGAGCUUCGGUGUGGCUAUCGCAUCUAAGAUUAAUGGUCGUACCACUCACCUUGUUGCCGGGCGCAACCGUACUGCGAAGGUGCGUGAAGCUACUCGAUAUCCGAAUGUCAAGAUUGUCUCAACACAAUGGCUUCUGGACUGCCUAGUUAGCUGGCAGCACUUAGAUGAGGACCCAUACUUACUCCACAUCCACGAUGAUGACCGUGCCGAGCCUCUUUCUCCCAAUUCGCGAGAGCUCGUGGAGAGCUCGUGGAUCUCCUCUUCAGAUGAAGCCACAGGGGCUUCACUUUGGACCGAUGAAGAGGGCAAUGGCAAUGAUCGGGAAAUUUUCCAAUCCGCUGGACUCACAGAGACCUCGCACAUUGGAUAUGACGAAGACGAGCAAGCUGCUGUCCACGACGAACUGAAAGACUUCCUCGGCAGCGACGACGAGAGCGAAAGUGACAAUGAAGUCUUGGGCGACGAAACCAACACCGGCGGGACGAAGCGUAAACGCGGCGACGGUGAUAGCGAAGCAGGCGAUGAAUCAGCUGAAGAUGACGACGAUGAGAACGACCAGAAAGGCUCACGCCUUUCCCAAAGAAUUAAGCGUUCCUAUGAGAGGAGCACGGGAUUGCGGGAAGUCGCGACAGCCUCAAGUUCGGAAUUGGGCGAGACUCGUCCAGAGCAUGUUCGCCCCUCCGGACCCUAUGAGGAUGAGCCUGACGUGGAGAACGUAGGGACCAGUCGCGAUGACGCCGAAGGGCUCCCUGAGAACCCCGACGACGACGAUGACGAGUUUGAGCGCGAGAUGCUCGCCGCAUUUGAAGACGACUUCGACGACAAUGCUGAAGGCGACGAUAUGGCGGAUGAGUAG